Topomyia yanbarensis is the source of this 5286-nucleotide messenger RNA. RefSeq lists its product as uncharacterized. NCBI's taxonomy places the organism in Eukaryota, Metazoa, Arthropoda, Insecta, Diptera, Culicidae. Gene Ontology annotation, biological process: DNA integration. The coding region runs from base 1 to 5286 and encodes 1761 amino acids. The transcript has 4 exons. Gene Ontology annotation, molecular function: zinc ion binding; nucleic acid binding. The record is from RefSeq and is a predicted model, not a curated record.
AUGCCUCCUACUGCAUCAUCCGCUGCCAAGAAAGGAGCAUCCCUGAAGGCGCUGACGACGAGGUUAAAGGAUGUUCAGUCCUCGUUCAACGAUAUAUGGCAGUUUGUGGAGAACUGCACGGAAGAAACUACUAUCACCGAUGCGGAAAUACGCCUGCAGAAACUCGACGAGCUGUGGGAAAGGUUUAGUGACAUCCUAGUCGAGAUAAAAUGCCACGAUGAUUUUCCUGCCGAUGGUGAUGGUUACGAGAAGGAACGAAAGGAAUUUAGUGACUAUUACUACCGGGCAAAAUCGUUUCUCGUAGAUAGGGUCAAGGAGCGACAGGAACAUUCGGUUUUGGAACAGUCCAUCCGUGUCGGAGAGACGUCGAUGCAUGGCACGUUGGAGCACGUACGCCUCCCACAGAUAAAACUGCAGUUUUUCAACGGUGACAUCGACGAGUGGCUUAGUUUUCGGGACCUUUUCACUUCACUCAUCCAUUGGAAGUCGGACUUGCCCGAAGUGGAAAAGUUCCAUUACCUCAAAGGGUGUCUGCAAAGUGAACUAAAGAGCCUUAUUGACCCUUUGCAGAUCACUAAGGCCGAUGACAAGCUGAAGCGGAAAGCGAAGCGUUUGCGGACGCGUCUGAGCACUUUACAUAGUGUUUUGCCGCGUUCGCCCCGCUUUUACUAUGACAGUAUUACGCGUUCUACAUGCACACACCAAAGAGAUAGGUCAAACGCAUUCGCUUCGCUUACCGCUACCGCAUCGCAAAUCGCGUACAACAACAGCAAGCUGCUGAGAAAGCGACAGAUGGAGUCGCUGUUCAAGUUGCCUAGCCUUUCGAAGGAGUCCGCAUCAGAGCUACAUAUUCUUCUGGAGAGUUUUGAGAGGGCUGUCCAAACUCUCGAUCAAGCUGUACAACCUGGAGAUUACAAGGAUCUUCUUCUCAUUAGCCUUCUCACCACGCGUCUGGACCCAGUGACUCGUAGGGGGUGGGAAGAGUACUCGUCAAGCAAGGAAGUGGAUACACUGAAGGAUCUCACAGACUUUCUCCAUCGUCGAGUGCAGGUGUUGGAGUCGCUACCACCAAGGUCGGUGGACAACAGGGGCACCCAGCAGUCACAAGUGCCUUCGAAACAGAAACCACCUGUUGUGAAGACUAGCUACAGUACAGCACAAUCGUCUGGGGGACGUUGCGUGGCAUGCACGGCGAACCAUCUGCUGUAUCAGUGCGGUGCAUUCCAGCGGAUGUCAGUAUCAGAUCGGGAAGCACUACUUCGGACUCACUCCCUCUGUCGUAACUGCUUUAGGCAGGGCCACCAGGCGAAGAAUUGUCAGUCCAAAUUUUCCUGUCGAAAUUGUAAGGGUCGGCAUCACACGAUGGUUUGCUUCAAACGAGAGAAGGAAAAUAAUGCCAAGGAAGCAAAAAUUGCUAAUGGUGAGAACGCAUCUACAUCCAAGGAGCCUCAGACACCUGAAUCUCUUCAAGUGGCCAACGUAGCAGCUACCGAUGUGUCAGCAUCUAACACAGUUCAACAAUUUUCAUCGCAGGUGUUACUGGCCACCGCAGUAGUCGUUAUCGAGGAUGAUGACGGCAGACAUUUCCCCGCUCGUGCACUGCUAGACUCGGGGUCGGAGAGCAAUUUUGUAACGGAGCGAUUGAGUCAAAGGUUGAAGGUUGGACGACAAAAGGUAAAAAUUUCGGUUCUCGGAAUCGGUCAGACCGCCACUAAGGUCAAGCAGCGGAUUUUAACCACGAUUCGGUCACGCGUUUCUGACUUUUCACGGGAAAUGAGCUUUCUCGUAUUACCCAAGGUGACGGUAAAUCUACCCACAGCCACAAUCAACGCAGCAGGAUGGGCAAUUCCAAAUGGUGUUAAAUUGGCCGAUCCGUCAUUCUGUGUGUCCAAGGGGGUGGACAUGGUACUCGGCAUUGAAGCCUUUUUUGACUUCUUCGUAAUUGGUCGGAAAAUAUUACUUGGCGAGCAAAUGCCAGCGUUAAACGAGUCGGUAUUCGGGUGGGUGGUUUGCGGCGGCUUAUCAAACCCCACUCAGUCACUAAAGAUUAAUUGCAAUGUUUCCACGUCGGAUAGUUUGGAAGCGCUGGUGGAACGAUUCUGGGAUUGUGAAGGAAUCGAAUCAACGGUAAAUUAUUCUCCUGAGGAGGCGCGCUGUGAGGCAUUGUUUGCACAAACAGUUCAGCGUGGAGCAGAUGGGCGGUAUACUGUUUCUCUACCAAAGGACGAAACAAUCCUUACUCGGAUGGGCGAUUCAAGAGACAUCGCAUUCCGAAGGCUCCUAGGCACAGAGCGAAGGCUGGCAAGGGACGCUGGUCUACGGGAACAGUACGUUUCAUUCAUGGAGGAAUAUCAUCGUUUGGGACACAUGCGAAGGGUCGAGGCAACGGCGAGUGCUCCAGUUAGGCGAUGCUACCUACCGCAUCACCCAGUAGUUAAGGAGGCGAGCACUACUACCAAGGUUCGAGUAGUCUUUGACGCGUCCUGUAACACAUCGUCGGGCAUCUCGUUAAACGACGUAUUGCUGGUGGGGCCAGUAAUCCAGGAGGAUCUACGGUCGAUUAUCUUGAGAUGCAGGACCAAGCAGAUAAUGCUCGUGGCCGACGUUGAAAAAAUGUUUCGGCAGAUCUUGAUCAGUCCGGAGGAGAGGCCAUUGCAAUGCAUCCUUUGGCGCUCGUCACCUACUGAGGAGGUAUCAAUGUACGAGCUAAAUACGGUUACCUAUGGUACCAAACCAGCACCGUUCCUGGCAACUCGAACGCUGCAACAACUGGCAACAGAUGAAGAGUAUCGAUUUCCGUUGGCUGCAAGGGCAGUCAUCAAGGACACGUAUAUGGAUGAUGUGAUAACAGGUUCGAAUGAUGUGAAUGAGGCGAUGCUGCUAAGGAUUCAAUUAAACGAACUGCUGGAUAGUGGAUUAUAUUUCGGCUCAGGAAGUGGGCGUCGAACUCGACGCAAGUUCCAGUUCAACAUUCCACCACCGGAUGAAACGGAUGCACUAUCAAAACGUCGGGUUUUAUCGAUAAUAGCUACACUAUUCGAUCCUUUGGGACUUAUAGGCGCCACCAUCACGACCGCCAAGCUGUUCAUGCAGCUUUUAUGGACUCUUAGAGACAACGAUGGAAAUCGUUUGGAUUGGGAUCAAUCGUUACCACCGAUGGUGGGUGAGAGUUGGCGGAAAUUUCAUCUGCAAUUGCCACUACUCAACGAUAUACGCAUCGAACGAAGUGUAAUCCUACCCGGUGCCGUAUCCUCAGAAAUACACUGCUUCUCGGAUGCCUCUGAGAAGGCAUACGGGGCUUGCCUUUAUAUUCGCAGCCAGGAUGUAGAGGAGAAGGUAGCGGUUCGACUGUUAACCUCUAAAUCAAAGGUUGCUCCAUUGAAAAGCCAGACAAUUCCGAGGUUGGAGUUGUGUGGAGCGCUUCUCGCAGCCCAGUUGUUCGAAAAGGUUCAGAAAUCCAUCGGAAUUAGAAUGCCUGCUUACUUCUGGACUGAUUCUACCUGCGUAUUGCGUUGGAUUAACGCGGUUCCGACGACGUGGAGCACGUUUAUUGCCAACAGGGUGGCAAAGAUCCAGAACUUGACAGGGGUUUCUCCACAGGACAUUCUCAGUAACUCCUUCUGGUGGCAGGGCCCUACCUGGUUGGCAGAAUUUGGAGAGCGGUGGCCUCAGUCUCCUGGCGAUUGUAACAGCGAGGAAGGAAACGAAGAAAGGCGUCGCGCUGUUGUCGCAACAACAUGUUCAUCGGUAAAGGAAUUCAACGAUUGGUACAUCUGCAAGUUCUCAUCAUAUUCGGAUCUGGUUCGACGUACAGCUAUUUGGUUGCGCCUCAUUAAACUGCUUCGCACUCCAAAGGAAAAUCAGCCACCUGGCUUUAUUACUACCAUCGAACUGCGGAAAGCAGAAGAAACCCUUGUUCGUCGUGUACAACUGGAAGGGUUUGCUAAUGAGUGGAAGGCUCUAACGAAUGGUAAGCCAGUAUCAGGUCAAUCGGCUUUACGUUGGUACAACCCUGGUGUCGCAGAAGACCGUCUUAUUAGGCUUGGUGGACGACUCAAACAUUCACAAGAAUCGGAUGAUACCAAGCACCCUAUAGCUCUUCCAGCUCGUCAUCGCUUCACUCGGAUGCUACUGCAACAUUACCACGAGCGAUUGCUUCAUGCUGGACCACAUCUACUUUUGAGUGUAGUAAAGCUUCGUUUCUGGCCUUUGCGUGGAAGAGAUAUGGUAAGACAUGUUGUGCACAAAUGCCAAAGAUGUUUUCGUGCGAAACCAACUCCGGUACAGCAGUUCAUGGGAGAAUUGCCAUCAGCUCGCGUGACAGUUUCUCGGCCAUUUUCGAAAACAGGUGUGGACUAUUUCGGGCCAGUGUAUUUGAGACCCGUACCAAGACGAGGAGCAGUGAAGGCAUAUGUCGCCAUAUUCAUCUGUCUUUGUACCAAAGCAGUACACAUUGAGUUGGUGUCGGACUUGUCUACAGAUCGGUUUAUGCAAGCACUUAGAAGGUUCGUGGCACGAAGGGGCAAGUGCACCGACUUAUAUUCCGACAAUGGCACAAAUUUUGUCGGAGCUCGCAAUAGGAUCCAAGAUUUUUUUUCUCUUAUUGAAAACAAGCAGCAUUGCGAGCAGGUGUCCAGGUAUUGUGCGGAAGAAGGAAUGCACUGGCACUUCAGUCCCCCAAGUGGACCACAUUUCGGCGGUUUGUGGGAAGCCGCAGUCCGUUCAGCUAAGCAUCAUCUCUUAAGGGUCAUCGGUGACAGUCCAAUCACACCUGAGGAUAUGCACACCUUGCUGGUUCAAGUCGAGGGAUGCUUGAAUUCGCGACCAAUCACAGCUGUCUCCGAUGAUCCCAACGACCUGGAACCAUUAACCCCUGCUCACUUCCUGGUAGGAUCUUCGUUGCAGUCUAUCCCAGAACCGAACUAUCAAAAUGUUCCAACAAAUCGUCUGAAACAAUGGCAACUGGUGCAACGGAAGUUGCAAGAUUUCUGGACGAGAUGGCGGAGGGAAUACCUGUCCCAGCUACAAGGCAGAGUGAAACGCUGGCGUCCACCUGUACAAGUGGAGGUCGGAAGGCUGGUAAUUAUUCAGGAUGAAAAUCAGCCGCCUUUCCGGUGGAAAAUGGGAAGAAUCGAAGUUGUUCAUCCGGGAGCAGACGGCGUCGUACGAGUGGUGACCCUGAAAACAGCCACUGGGUUGCUGACACGACCGGUUGAGAAACUGUGCAUUUUACCUACUGCAGAAUGCUCCGAGAACGAUGAUUCUACUGAACGAGAACCCCAGUAA